AUGAAUGAUAUAUUGAAACCUAAAAUUAUAAUAAAAAAAUUAAAAGAUUGUGAUAAAAAUGAAUUUACAAAAUUAUGGAAUGAAAGUCAUUCUGAUCAUUUUCAUAAUUGGCAAAAAACAAGAGAAGAAAUUGAAAAAAGGAAUAAAUUAUAUAAAUUAUCAGAAGAAAAUUCUAAAGUUGCUUUUAUUGAUGAUAAACAAGUUGGAUUUAUAUUAACUGCAACUGGAGAAGUUGAUGGUAAAUUAGUUGGAUGGAACGGAGCAACUGCAGUAUUAAAACAAUAUAGAAGAUUUGGAAUUGCAACACUACUUUAUAAUGAAAUUUUAAAUGAUUAUAAACAACAAGGUAUUGAACAAGCACUAUUAGAUGUAAUUACAAUUAAUGAAGGUGCAAAAAAAUUAUAUACUAAACUUGGUUUUCAAAUUAAAUCACAUCAUAUAGUUUUAUAUAGUACUUUAAAUGAAUAUCAAAAUAAAAAUCAUAAAAAUUUAAUUAAUGUUAAUAAUAAUAAUAAUAAUGAAAUUAAUUUCAAUAUGGUUUUAGAUGGUUUUAAACAAUAUCAUAAAUUAAAUCAACCAUUAAAUACACAAUACCAAAAUUUAAUUGAAAUUCAUGAAAAUUUAAUAAAUAUUGAAAAGAAUGGAGAAAUAAUUGGAUUUAUGGUUUAUUCUUUAACAUUUGACAAGUGUGUAAUAUUAUUCCACCAAUUAUUUUUACAAGAUAAAUGUAAUAUUAAUAAUGAAAUUAUCACGGAAAUAUUUAAUUACUUUUAUGAAAAAUAUUGUAUUCCAACAAAUACUGAAAAGAAAAUUUAUUUAACAAUGUGGGAUUUAAAUUUAAAUGAAACUAAAUUCAUGUUACAAUUUAAUGAUAAUGAAUUUAAAAAAGAUUUUGAAUAUUAUUCAAUGAAAUUAGAUAUUUAA
Dictyostelium discoideum AX4 is the source of this 924-nucleotide messenger RNA. RefSeq lists its product as hypothetical. Lineage: Eukaryota; Evosea; Eumycetozoa; Dictyosteliales; Dictyosteliaceae. The record is from RefSeq and is a predicted model, not a curated record. Bases 1 to 924 code for a protein of 307 amino acids. The transcript has a single exon. Gene Ontology annotation, molecular function: transferase activity; acetyltransferase activity; acyltransferase activity, transferring groups other than amino-acyl groups.